Molecule: messenger RNA, 807 nt
Organism: Dacryopinax primogenitus
Lineage: Eukaryota; Fungi; Basidiomycota; Dacrymycetes; Dacrymycetales; Dacrymycetaceae
Exons: 3
Coding region: 1-807 (268 amino acids)
Biological process (GO): DNA alkylation repair; DNA repair
Cellular component (GO): nucleus
Molecular function (GO): dioxygenase activity
Source: RefSeq, a predicted model, not a curated record
AUGAAGCCAAGCCUACCGGCCUGUGACUUUGCUUUAUCUUUCCGAGGGCCCACUUUCACGAUCGUACCACCACGGUUCAGCUUGACCGUGCACUCUCCAUUGAUCCAUAGACCGAUUGUCGAUAAGGACCUGGACAUGACGCUCUAUCGUCCGUUCGUCCACUCGACUCGACAACUCUACGACUAUCUGCUCGAGUCGCUUCCCUGGUAUCGCGUACAAUAUACAGUCCGAGGAAUGUCUGUCAAAACCCCAAGAUAUACGUCAGUGUACGGCAAAGAUAUAACAAAUAGCCGGGACAAGUUGUACCAGAAGCAACCGCGUCCAAUACCGCCCUUACUGGCAGCCCUGAAGAACGAGGUUGAAAAGGUGUCGGGUUCUUCAUUCAACUUUGUCCUAUGCAAUUUCUACGCCGAUGGGAAAGACUCAAUUUCGUAUCAUUCAGAUGACGAAUCCUUUCUCGGUCCAGAGCCCUCUAUAGCAAGUAUGACUUUGGGUGCCACGCGGUCAUUCUAUAUGAGGCCCAAGACAGACAAAUCUGUCCCCGUUCUGAAGACCGAUCUGAGAGAUUCAGAUCUCUUGAUUAUGCGCGGGAAGACGCAGCAUUGCUGGGAGCAUAGCGUUCCUAAACGAGCAAAUGCUGCACCACGCAUCAACCUUACGUUCCGGAAAGCAAUGAACGUCAAAGGAACGAAUAAUUAUUACAGGUAUAACGUCGGUGAUGGUCCAGUUUUCCGAUACAUACAUGGACGAAUGGUACAAAUCAUGUCGGACAAUUCAAAGACCAACGAGCCCGCGGUUCUCAUUUGA